This is a messenger RNA of Paramuricea clavata, 2418 nucleotides long. Lineage: Eukaryota; Metazoa; Cnidaria; Anthozoa; Malacalcyonacea; Plexauridae. The record is from the annotation of a GenBank genome assembly.
CCUUUUUUGUGAUGAAAAGUACCCUUUUUGUACAAGCUAAUGUCGCUGUAAAUACUAAAUUAACUUUAAAGAUGCCCUUUCGGUUUGGAAAUUUCCAAGUUUUUUAAAACUGAAAAUUUGGUCAAAACAUGCAAUUUCGGUAUGGCAUGACAGGAAAAUCCCGCCCGCCCGUCGCCAACAUUUCCGGGGAAAAUUUUUUAGGUGCCCUAAUUUUCAAUAUCCCAAAGUGCCCCUGGAAGCCGGUGCCCCCCCUCCCCCAAUCUUUUGAUGCUUCCUACGCCCCUGAACUGAACGUAUAUAUAGUUCCAUUUUUUGCAGCUGUUUCUGGUAAUUAAUAAAUUUAUGUAUAUAAAACUUUCACUCGAUAAUUUCAUCUACAUAUUCUGGUACGAGAUAGCGAAAUAACUCGUGAUCACUCCAGAACUGUACAUAAAGAUCAGAGACGAAUAAGACGAUAGAUUGCUGGCGCUGAUUGGCCAGGAUUUAGCUCGCAGUGGUUUCAGCUUUGGUGUCGGCAGCUAGAGUGGCCUAGAGAUUAGAGUAAUAGAGAUACAAUUUUCUGAUGAGAAAGGAUCAGAAUUUGCAAGAACUUUGACAAAGACGGCAGCUGUUGGGACUUGUUCAUAACAAUUUAAUUUCAGUUCCGUAAUAUUCCCUCACAAGCUUCGAAACGAAUGGCGUGUAUAAUUAUAAAGAACACUGUAUGUUUUUGUGUGUUAUUUCUUGCUCUGUUUUCACAAGUAGCGACUGGGAUCACUGGGUGUUUGUAUGGAAACUUUUGUAUUUACCCAGAUAAACCGCAUUGUUGUAAAAAAAACAAUGUUUGUCGGUCCAAUUGCAUUGAUGAACCUUGUACCUCCUUUAGCCAAUGUGCACCAGGUGAAUAUUGUUGUAAUGGAACAUGUACCUUAAGUACCUUAAAUUGUCCCUCUUGUUCCUAUGGUAGUGACUGCCCAUCAGGUAAAUAUUGUUGUGAUCUUGGUCAAGGUCCUGUUGGCAAAUGUGCUCGAUCUUGUAUUGGAAAAUCGUGUAAAGAUUAUUCUGAUUGCGGAUAUCGAUCUGGGGCAAUUUGUUGUGAUCUUAGUCAAGGUCGAGGUAUUUGUGCUAGAUCUUGUGUUGGAAGAUCAUGUCAAAGGAAUGAUGACUGUGGAUCAGGUGAAUAUUGUUGUGGUUCAAUUUAUAAUAGAACCUGUUCCUUGCUCAGUUGUAUUGAAGAAUUUUGUACCUCUAAUAGCGGCUGCAGAUCGGGUGAAUAUUGUUGUGAUCGUGGUGAAGGUCAUAUAUUUGGUAGAUGUGCUAGAUCGUGUAUUGGAAAAUCAUGUAAAGAUUAUUACACCUGCGGAUCAGGUGAAUAUUGUUGUGGUUCAAUUAAUAAAACAUGUGCCUUAAAUUGUAUUGGAGAAAUGUGUUUCUAUAAUGGCAACUGUAAUCCGGAUGGGCAUUGUUGUGAUCGUGGCCAAAGUCUUACUGGCAAAUGUGCUAGAUCUUGUAUUGGAAAAUCAUGUAAAGAUGAUCAGCAAUGCGGAACAGAUGAACAUUGUUGUCGUUCUACUGAAACAUGUGCCUUCAAUUGUCUUGGAGAAUUUUGUUCCGGGGAUAAUGACUGCGCAUCUGGUGAAUCUUGUUGUGAUAGUCGUGGUAAAUGUGCGAGAUCUUGUAUUGGGCAUUUAUGUAAAAGGAAUAGUGACUGUGCAUCAGGUGAAUCCUGUUGUGGUCUCCAGCAAGGUAUUAAUGGUACUUGUGCUGCUUCUUGUAUUGGAGAAUCAUGUGAGGAGGAUCAACAUUGUGCACUGGGUCUAUUUUGUUGUCGUUCUAAUUACAAGAAAUGUUUCAAGACUUGUACCGGUGAAUCGUGUAACUCAGAUAACGAUUGUUCUGCUGGUCAAUGUUGUGACCAUGAUAAGAAAUGUAAAACAGGAGAUUGCAACACAGAGAGUGGCCGUGUCUGGCAUCUUGUAGUCGGCAUAGUUACUCCUUUGAUAAUUGUCGUCUUUCUGUUAGUGUUUUGCUAUUGUCGUAAGAUCAAAGCGACAACCUCAAGAAGUCUUGCUGACGAAGGAGAAAUACAGUCUGCAACCAUAGCAACUACACUCCUUGAAAACCAACAACAACAAGAACUACAAAUGUAUUCCCAAUCCCCACCACCAUACCCCAAUGAAUUACCACCACCAUACCCCAAUCAACCCCCACACCCCAACCAACCCCCACCAAGCCCCAAUCAACCCCUACUGUACCCCAAUGAUCCUCCGCCUCCAUACAAUGUAACUAUGGUGCACACAUAGAUAUAGAACACCUAGAAUUUUCCUCUUAGUAUGAUGUCAACUACAGUACAAUCAGCAACAUGAUAAGGUGGGACACUUAGAUUGGAAGGUUAUUUUUUACACAAUUGUCAAAAUAACAUGUAUUGAUGGCUGUAUC